AUGGGCUUUGAGCUCCUGUUCAAGGCCCUUUUCAACUGCUCGAACGACUCGGCGCUCACAACCGGUGUCAAGGGCGCCUUCGUUGAGGGCUGCGCGUGCAGCAUUGCGAGCCAACUCACCUACAUGUCUGAGGGACUACCCUUUCACGUCGCCGCGCUGCUUGUUGCAAAUGGUACGGACGCUUACACCCGGCUCCUUCAAGCACUCAAUCUGGUUGUGCUUAACUUCCAUUCACUCGUAGUUCAUGUCAUUUACGAGGCAUCCUUGGGGCUACCCAGGCCGCGCGAGGCAGUCCUCGAGGCCGCGUAUGUUCAUGGAUACAUCACGGGCUGUCUCACCAGAGCGAUAUCAUGA
Peniophora sp. CBMAI 1063 is the source of this 354-nucleotide messenger RNA. The record is from the annotation of a GenBank genome assembly. NCBI's taxonomy places the organism in Eukaryota, Fungi, Basidiomycota, Agaricomycetes, Russulales, Peniophoraceae.